Molecule: messenger RNA, 174 nt
Organism: Suillus fuscotomentosus
Lineage: Eukaryota; Fungi; Basidiomycota; Agaricomycetes; Boletales; Suillaceae
Exons: 1
Source: RefSeq, a predicted model, not a curated record
GCAGGCUGACGGAUGGAUGAUGGGACCCAACCAUCAGCUCCUUUUCUGGGUACCUCUCGCUGCCCGACAUGCAUUUUAUACUCCUUGGACUUCAUUGGUGAUACCCAGAGGAUUUCCUGAGCUUGAUAUGAGCCGCAUGGCACAUGGAACACGCUGGUCGAGUUGCCGAGAUGC